CUAGAUCUAAAUACCUCGAGGGAUAACAAAAGAUAUUAGAAUAGGACUUGUGCCCUUGUUUUUCUCUAUGCCCUUGGCUUAUAUAUAUUAAAAUGUGAAGAAAAAAAGGGCCUGGUAUAAAGAACAAAAAACCAAGUGAUCUACCAACCAAACACUCAUCUUUUCUUUCUUCCUCACUUCCUACAAACAACAAUGGAUUCAUCACCAAAUCUCAGACAUCAUGCCAAGGAUGUUCCAACACAAUGUGAAACCUUCCUUCCCGGUAAGUAUCCAUCUUCUCGCCGAACCGCUUCAUUCUCCUCUUAUUCAUCAUCACUUUCACCUUCAUCUUCUUCCCUUGAAUCAUUCUAUUUUCUUGAUGAUCCUCUUCUAAGCCCUGCCACUCCACUUAGAUUCUCAGGUGUCCCAUUUUCUUGGGAACAUUUACCUGGAAUUCCCAAGAAACACAAUAAUUCCAAGAAAAAUCAUAAAUCAUCCAUGAAACUAUUACCAUUACCCCCUCCUACUAUUACUACAAGUACUACCACACACUCUUCUAAAAAGCUUAAUCAUGAAGAUACCAAGAUUAGGAAGAAGAAUUCAAUUCAAAGGGAUGAUCCUUUCUUUGCUGCAAUGGUUAAAUGCUCAAAGGAUGAUGAUGAUCAUGAAGAAACAAUUGGCAAUUUAUGGACUAAUGGAGAUAAGGUUUCAAGGAGUAUUAGUGAUCGUUUUGGAUUUAUUAGCCUUUAUGGUUCUUGCAAGAGAACUUGUGCAGUUUCUGAAUCUUUAGUUUACCUUCCAAGCACAAGAAGAAGCACUUAUCAAAAAGUUAAUGGCAGGUCCCUUUGAGAUUUUUCCAAUCAGUGAUCCCAAAAUCUACUUGUGUUCAUGUUGUUAAUUACUAGAAAGAGGUAUCUUGUUACUUUUUUUUUAACUUUUUAAUUAAACCUUGAUCUUUGUUUUAUUGUUUCUAAAAUAUGGUAUGUAAAGACAAGUAUGUCUUUGGAAACCUAAGUUAUUACUAUUGUAAUAUAUUAUCACAAGUAUAGGAAGCAGUGUUUAUUUUUAAUCAUUUUGUUUUUUGGAAUUUUGUGGCAUUAGACAUCUAAAUCUCUGAAUACAAUAUAUGCUCUUUGCUGUAUGUCAUGAGAUGUAUCAUAUUAUGAGUGAAAUUUACAUGAUCCCAUGUGGGAAUAAUGUAUAGGACCAUGGUGGAAAGAUACUUCCAAA
Molecule: messenger RNA, 1209 nt
Organism: Medicago truncatula (barrel medic)
Lineage: Eukaryota; Viridiplantae; Streptophyta; Magnoliopsida; Fabales; Fabaceae
Exons: 1
Coding region: 193-828 (211 amino acids)
Source: RefSeq, a predicted model, not a curated record